AUGCUUUCGUGGGUCCUCGGCACUUUCCAGCCUCGGGAUGCGUACCAGCAGCUGCGCUUGCCGAGAGGCGUCCGGGGGUGCCCGGAUGGUUCCCGACGGCCGCCAGAGACCCGCGAGCCAGGCGACGAAGACACAUUUGCGGGGGAUAGGCUCCGGGGGGGGGGAUGCAUCGACCCUCGGUCGCCCAUAGCACGCCGACGGGAGCCCGAUAGCUCGCGCCGCCCAGGAUCCUGGGGUUUCGCUAUCGGGGCCCAGUGCGGAUCUCUCCGAGAUGUGUCGCCGAGUCCAGGUCGAUGUUAUCCCCCUGCCGGUGAGCCAGGCCCCCGCCCUCGUUACCCCUCAGCCCAGGAACGUGGGGCUUCGCUGUCGGGGCCUAGUGCGGAUCUCUCCGCGAUGUGUCGCCGAGCCCAGAUCGACGUCGCCCCCCCCGGUGAGCCAGGCCCCCACUCGUUGCCCCUCAGCCCAGGAACAUGGGGCUCCAUUGUCGGGGCCUGGUGCGGAUCUCUCCGCGAUGUGCCGCCGAGUCCAGGUCGAUGUCCCCCCUCCCCUGGUGAGCCAGGCCCCACUCUCGUUGCCCCUCACGUUGCGCAUCACGGGGCGCGGGCACGCGCGAGGUGCCUCCAGGCAUCCAGGGGCGGGGUCCCUGUGGGCCGCCCCGGCUCGAGCCGUGGCCCUUCGCAGAGCCCCGAGCGCUCCCAGGAGCCCGCGCGGGCCUCCCGACCGCGCCCACGGAUGGUCGCCGCGGGAAGCAGCCACACGGUGCUGCUCAGGAGCGACGGCACGGCCGUGGCCUUCGGCGCGAAUCGCUACGACCAGUGCCACGUGCCCGCGUUGGACGGUGGCCUGAGCUACACGCAGGUCGCCGCGGGAUACAGCCACACGGUGCUGCUCAGGAGCGACGGCACGGCCGUGGCCUUCGGCGGGAAUCCUCAAGGCCAGUGCAACGUGCCGGCGCUGGACGGUGGCCUGAGCUACACGCAGGUCGCCGCGGGAUACAUCCACACGGUGUUGCUCAGGAGCGACGGCACGGCCGUGGCCUUCGGCGCGAAUGGCUACGACCGGUGCAACGUGCCGGCGCUGGACGGUGGCCUGAGCUACACGCAGGCCGCCGCGGGAUACAGCCACACGGUGCUGCUCAGGAGCGACGGCACGUGCCACGUGCCGGCGCUGGACGGAGCGCUGACGUACACCGCGCGCGUGCUCGUCGGCGCGACGCUGCUCCUGCAGGCGUCGCUCGACGGCGGCGCGGUGCGCUUCCUGACCCUGGGCGGGGUGGAGCGCUGCCGGGUGCGGGUGGCGCCCGGUGCGCCGCUCGCUGGCGUGCGCGACUGGCUGGCGGGCGAGCUGGGCGCGGGCAGGCUGGGCCCCGGGCUCGGCCGCGCCGACGCGGCCCUGCCAGGCGGACGGCUCCUGAGCGGGGCCUCGGCGGGCGAGACCGUCGCGGACGCCUUCGGGUUGUAG
This is a messenger RNA of Prorocentrum cordatum, 1461 nucleotides long. NCBI's taxonomy places the organism in Eukaryota, Dinophyceae, Prorocentrales, Prorocentraceae. The record is from the annotation of a GenBank genome assembly.